Molecule: messenger RNA, 635 nt
Organism: Mercurialis annua (annual mercury)
Lineage: Eukaryota; Viridiplantae; Streptophyta; Magnoliopsida; Malpighiales; Euphorbiaceae
Product: homeobox-leucine zipper protein ATHB-52-like
Exons: 1
Coding region: 1-573 (190 amino acids)
Biological process (GO): positive regulation of DNA-templated transcription
Cellular component (GO): nucleus
Molecular function (GO): DNA-binding transcription factor activity, RNA polymerase II-specific; sequence-specific DNA binding
Source: RefSeq, a predicted model, not a curated record
AUGAAUUCUCAUUUCCACCAAUCCCAAACUCCAAGCCACCACUCUUCAAAACCCGGCAAAAAAAGGCUCGCCGGAGACCAACUUCAAAUCCUGGAAUCAAAUUUCAAUGCCAACCAGAAGCUAAAAGCCGAACACAAGCUCGAACUUGCUAGCCAACUAGGAGUCCCGCCAAGACAAGUCGCGAUAUGGUAUCAGAACAAAAGAGCCAGGCACAAAGUCGAAACGAAAGAGCACGAGUACAAGAACAUCCAGCACGAGCUAGGUAAUGUGCUAGCAGAGAAGAUUAACCUCGAGAAAGAAGUUCAGAUGUUAAAAUACGAGCUGAACAAGGCUCGAGAGAUGCUAGCACUUGCAUCGACAACAUCUGCAACUGCAUCUGAUGAUGAUCAUGCCAAUUCAUACUCACCUGGAAAUCUGACAUUUAGUUGGCUUGAUACCAGCAACUUAUUAUCAGGAGAGGAGAUAUACGCUAGUCUGACUGGUCCUGCUUCCAUGCUGGAGAAGUACACCAGCAAUCACGGCCUCUUGGCUGAAUCUAUGAAACCUAACCAUGAUACAAACAGCGACUAUUAAUUGUAGAACUUCAGAAGUUUAAUGUUAUUGUUUUAAUAUCAAAAUCAAAUCAAUUACGUAUA